AUGAUAACAAAUAAUAACAAUAAUUCUGUGGCUUCAUCAAUAAAUGUUGAGGAAUUACCUGAUUCCAAGAAACAAUUGAAAGAAGACGUGAUUGAUCCACCAGAUGUUACCACUGAGGAACCACAACCAAUAGAAAUAGAUGUGGAAACAAAUCAAAUUAUAAAUGAAAAUGGAUUUGAAAACCAUGGUAUAGUCAGUCCCGAAGUAAUUGAUAUGACCGGUGAUGAUGAUGACAACCAUAACCAUCACCACAAUAUCAACAACAUCACCAUUGAAGAUGAUGAAGAAGAUGAGGAAGAUGAUGAAGAUGAGGAGGACGAUGAUGACAUACAAAUAAUUGAUGCCGAACCUAAUAGAAAUACUGUUGCUCCGCAAAAGUUCAUUCGUAACUUCCCACUAGCUAAUGAUUUUAAUGCCCUUGCAACCAAACUAAUGAAACCAAUUCAAGAUUAUCCAACAAAAGAUGAAACAUAUUAUGUUUGGGAAAUAAAGGACUGGAUGCAAAUUUUAAAGGAAGAAAAAGUCAGAUCACCAAGAUUUAAAUGUGGUGGAUUUGAAUGGAACAUUUUAUUAUUUCCUCGUGGUAACUCACAAAACAAUAGUAUAUCAAUAUAUAUGGAACCUCAUCCACCAACUGAUGAAAAUGGCAAACCAUUAGACGAAAAUUGGUAUGUUUGUGCUCAAUUUGGAUUGGAUAUUUGGAAUCCAGCACAUCCGGAUGCUCAUUUACCAAAUCAAAGUCACCAUAGAUUUAGUAAAAAUGAAACUGAUUGGGGGUUUAGCUCAUUGAUAGAAUUGAGACAGUUAGGACAAGUCAAUAAUCCAAGAAAUCAAUCAUCAAUGUAUGCCAUUUUAGAAAAUAAUAAAUUAAAUAUUACCGGGUUUGUUCGAGUUAUAGAUGACUCUUCAACCGGAGUAUUAUGGCAUUCAUUUUUAGAUUACGAUUCCAAGGUCAAUGCUGGAUAUGUUGGUUUAAACAAUCAAGGGGCUACAUGUUAUUUGAAUUCAUUAUUACAAAGUUAUUUCACCACCAAAUUGUUUAGAAAAUUGGUGUAUGAAAUCCCCACCGAUCUGAAAUCUGCUGGUGUACCUUUAUCAUUGCAAAGAAUUUUCUAUUUGUUGACCAAUUCAAAUGAUCCAGUGGGGACAUUAGAAUUGACAAAAUCUUUUGGUUGGGAUUCUUCAGAUGCAUUCACACAACACGAUGUACAGGAAUUGAAUCGUAUUUUAAUGGAUAGAUUGGAAACUGCCAUGAAAGGAUCGAAAAUCGAAGGAGCAUUAAAUGAUAUAUUUGUUGGGAAAAUGAAAUCAUACAUUAAAUGUGUAAAUGUUCCAUAUGAAUCAUCCCGGGUGGAAGAUUUUUGGGACAUUCAAUUGAAUGUGAAAGGGUUUCAAAAUCUCGAACAAUCAUUCCAAAAUUAUAUCGAGAUUGAAAUGUUAGAAGGUGAAAACAAAUACCAAGCAGGUGAAGAACACGGAUAUCAAGACGCCAAGAAGGGAGUGGUAUUUGAAUCAUUCCCACCAGUAUUGCAUUUACAAUUGAAACGUUUUGAGUAUGACUUUAUGGUUGAUGAUUUAGUUAAGAUUGAUGAUUUUUAUGAAUUCCCCGAUCAAAUUGAUUUGAAACCAUACCUUGAUGAAGAUUUAUCAGAAGACGUAAAAAACCAAAAUUGGAAUUAUAAAUUGCAUGGUGUGUUGGUGCAUCAAGGUAGUAUUUCUAAUGGACAUUACUAUGCUAUGAUCAAACCAAAUGCCAAUGACAAUACUUGGUUAAGAUUCGAUGAUGAUAAAGUUUGGAAAGUUACUAAAACUCAAGUUUUCAAGGAAAAUUUUGGUGCUAUCGAUUUGACUCAAGAACAAUUACAACAAAUGACUAGACCUGAACAACAAGAACAUAUGGUUCGAAGAGUAACGUCAGCAUAUAUGUUGGUUUAUUAUCGUGAAUCUGAACUAGACAAGAUAUUACCAGUAGAUGAUAAGACUAUCAAUUCAGCUAUUCCAGAACAUAUCCCUAAACAAAUUGAAUUUGAAAUUGAGGAACGUGAAAAAUUGGAAAAGGCAAGACAAGAAGCUUUGUAUUAUACAACUGCGAAAUUGAUAACUUCUUCCACAUUCAAUGCAAAUCUUGGAUUUGAUCUUGCAUUAGAUCCAACAAAUAACAAGUUUUAUGAUGAGUCUUUGAGUGGAACUGAAUGUGAUCCAAUAUCUUUGAAAGUAAGAAAAGAUAGCACCUUCACACACUUGGUUGAAGAAGUGGGUAAAACAAUUAAAUGUGCUGAUAACAAGUUGUUUAGAUUAGCUGCUAUUUGUCAUAGAAAUAACCACACCAAUAGGUUGGAUGCCCCUGUUAAUGAAGAAUUCCAAAAUUCAACGAUAAAUAAUGUUUAUCUGAAAUUAUUUAAUCGGAAAUAUGAUGAAAUGGUGUUUUACGUUGAAGAAUUGAAUAAAGACAUUAAGAAUGUUGUUCAAUUGGUUAAAAAUGAAGAUAAUUCAUAUAUUGAACCCGAGAAUUUUACAUUUGAACAAGUAUUUAGUAAAAUUGAUUCUGUUGGCACUAAUGUUCAUCCAGAUAUUGAAUUCAAAAAUACUGAAGAAUAUUCUAAUUAUGUUACUAUAUUUAUAAAAUAUUUUGAUCCUGUAUCACAAGAGAUUAGAGGGUUAUCACAUAUUACUGUGGCAAAGGAAGAUAAAAUUGAUUCAAUAGUGGAUCCAAUACGUGAAUUACUUGGAUUUGAAAAAAAUAUUGGAUUAGAACUUUAUGAAGAAUUAUCUCAAUCUAAAGUUGAAAAAAUUGAUUGUAAUUUAACUUUUGAAAAACAUGAAUUGAGUAGUGGAGAUAUUAUUACUGUUCAAGUUGAUAAUCCAGGAGAAAUCAACAAAAAUGGGAAAUAUAAAGAUUUGAAAGAUUAUUACAAGUUUUUGUUGACUAGAUUGCAUGUUAAUGUUAGACCAUUCAAGGCAGAAAUUGAUGAAGAGGAUUCUGAUUUUAUAGCUCAUGAUGAUGAAGAAGAAGAAGAAGAAGAAGAAGGAGGAGGAGAUGGAAAUGGAAAUGGAAACGGCAAUGGUAAUAAUAUUGAGAAAGACAAUCAAGCAACUAAUGAAGAAAUUCAAUUGGCGAAAAAUUUGAGUAAAAGUUUUGAUUUUUGGAUUUCUACAAAUUAUAGUUAUCAAGAAUUAGCUAGAGAUAUUGCCUUAAGAUUAAAUUGUGAUCCUUUAUAUUUAAGAAUAUUUAUAUUAAAUGCUCAAGGACAACGAUUCCCAUUAAAGACCAGUCAUCAUUUAUCACAAUUAUUCCCGAAAACGGUAUCAGUUAAUCAAAUUGUUGAGUUUGAAUAUGAGAUACUUAAUAUUCCAUUAAAAGAUUAUGAAAAUUUAAAGGCAGUUAAAAUCCAUUGGUUAACAACAUUAUUACAAUAUCAAGUAUUAGAAGUAUUAGUACCUAAACGUGGUACUGUAGCUGAUGUUGUUACUAAAGUUUUACACAAGGUCAAUGUAUCUGAAAAAGAUUUACCACAUUUAUUUGUUUGGUCAGGACAUAAUCACAAGUAUUAUGAUUUACAUAGAUUUGAUGCGGCAUUAAGUACUAUACCUGAUGAUCUUGAUUUAUUUUGUGGUAUUUUCCCAGCUGAAGUUGAAGUUUUAUGUGAUCAUGAUAUGUAUAAAAGAUUUACUGAUAAAGAAAUUGAUGAAGAAAUAAUGGAAGAAUCAGUUCAUGAAGAAUAUUUAGAAAGUAUUAAAUGGAGUAAAAAUUUAAAUCUUUUACCUUCAUUUCAUUUCCAUAAAAGUAAUAAUUAUCAUCAUGGGAUUCCAUUUAUUUUUAUAAUUUUCCCUAAUGAAUUAUUAAGUGAAACCAAGGAAAGAUUAAGGAAAAAAUUAGGAUUAGGGAAACAAGCAUUUGAUAAAACUAGACUUGCAUUAGCUGAUAAUAAUAAUAGAAUCAGAUAUUUGGAAGAUGAUACUUUAGUGUUGUUUGAUGAAGUUGCCAAUAAACGGUAUAGUUUGGCUCUUGAUAAUGUUGAUAGAAAUCCUAAACGUCAAACAUUAUUUGAAAAAGGGAUAUCAAUCAAAUAG
Candida dubliniensis CD36 is the source of this 4071-nucleotide messenger RNA. Its product is annotated as ubiquitin-specific protease. The transcript has a single exon. The record is from RefSeq and is a predicted model, not a curated record. Bases 1 to 4071 code for a protein of 1356 amino acids. Gene Ontology annotation, molecular function: cysteine-type deubiquitinase activity; cysteine-type endopeptidase activity; protein binding. Gene Ontology annotation, biological process: regulation of protein stability; protein deubiquitination. Lineage: Eukaryota; Fungi; Ascomycota; Pichiomycetes; Serinales; Debaryomycetaceae. Gene Ontology annotation, cellular component: cytosol; nucleus.